Molecule: messenger RNA, 210 nt
Organism: Dovyalis caffra
Lineage: Eukaryota; Viridiplantae; Streptophyta; Magnoliopsida; Malpighiales; Salicaceae
Source: the annotation of a GenBank genome assembly
AUGGAAGAGAAGGUGAUGCUGCUUAUCGCAGCGUGGCAUUUCCAACGAGGUGCCCAAUCUGAUUUUUUGGAGACAAUGCGUUAUGAUAAUAACAUCAUACGGCAGGUUCUUCAGCUCUACUGUUCGAAGGCUUGUGAAAACAGGCUGUGGAGGCAAAUUUUACUUGAAAGGAGACCUAAAGAGCUCUUCCAAAUUGGCAAAGAGGCUUAG